AUCCUCCUCUUUUACAUUUACUUUCCUCCAUGCAUUAGGUCUUCAAAGAAAAGGCAGCAACUUCCUACAUACUCAUCCGUCUCACACUUCAACACCCUACUGAGCGACAUUACUUUUCCAUUUAUCUCAAAGCCACCUUGGGGCCAACAUGACAAAGCUUCCUCAACAUUCCCAUUGGGAUCAGCUGCGACUUCAGCGUGCUGAAAUCUUCAAGUCACUGAUGCUCAAGGAUGAUACUGAACCCGUAGUAUCUGGCAAUAUGAUCUACAGUAUUACUGAUCUGACCACGGAAACUCUGACCGAGUCCUUCAACAUCGUCAAAGGCGCCAUCGAGGCUUCUGACUCUGGAAUUGUGGUUGAUGGUGCGCUCAUGGAGGCUCUCUUGGCCGAGGUCUUCGACGGCUGGGGCAUUUCAACAUGCUUUGAGCCGCUCAAUCAUGCUGAUAUGAACCUCGGUGAGCCGUUUCUGCCCACUGACACGUAUCAAACCAGUGUUGGCUGGUACCCCAAUGGAAACACGGAUUCACAAGCCUCCUACUGCGUCCGUCUCAACUACGAGCCUCCUUCCCUGCGGUUCUACUAUGCCGAUACCGUUUGCGGAAGGGAGCUGACUAUUCAAGAAAUCGAGACCAUCUUCAACCAUGAAAGAAUUGGGCACCAUGAGCAGAUGGAACUCCUCGAAACAGUGGGCAAGGACAUGAAGGAGAUGGUUGAAAAAGAAAACAAGGCUCGUGCGAUUGAGUACAUUCGCAGAAUGAUCAUGCACCGUAACAAUACAACCAUCGACCCGCGUCGUGCGUUGCCACAGCGUCCCGACAAAUACCACUUCAUGGAUUUCGAGCUCGGUGUCAUGCAGAGAUACCCCUUGCUGAAUCUUGUGCGUGGCCCAAUCGAAGCGACUCGUGGCGUGUUUUCUUCGAUGCGAACUGCGCCUGAAGAGACCACGGGCAAGAGUAGGCGUGAGAAUUCCAAGCAGAAGCAGAGCGUCCGUUUCCACGAACCGCCUUGGCUCGAGGCUGGCGCAUCAACCCAGCAGUCUCGGCACCUGAAAACGGCCUUUCCUCGAGCUCCCCUUAUUUCGGGUGAGUGGCCAGCCGACGACGACAAGACUCCAACUUGGGCCAACCUGCCUGGCUCGUCUCGUCACCGUUCAAAUGGAUGGGGUGAUGCAUCGGACUGGACGGAGCCUGAUGAAGAGGCCUGGCACAGUGACGAAGCUUCCUAUUCUGAUUAUUAG
Emericellopsis atlantica is the source of this 1237-nucleotide messenger RNA. RefSeq lists its product as uncharacterized. The record is from RefSeq and is a predicted model, not a curated record. Bases 149 to 1237 code for a protein of 362 amino acids. Lineage: Eukaryota; Fungi; Ascomycota; Sordariomycetes; Hypocreales; Bionectriaceae. The transcript is spliced from 2 exons.